AAAAAGUGUUAAGGCGAAGAAAGGAAGAAAGAACGAAAGGAAAGAAACGCGGGAGAAAGAGAGAGAGAGAGAGGUGAGUCGGGUGGGCGAGUCAAGUGACCGAAUCAAAGAUCUAAAAAUCUAAAAUCCCCCGUCCAACCCAUCCAAACGUAAAAAAACACAGGGGUUGUGGUGUGGCAAUAGCAAAAAAAUGGUGAACGAGGAGAUAAUAAGUCCUCUUCCUCAUCUUAACCUCUAUCUUUCCUUUCUCAUUCUCAUCAUCAUUGUUACUACAACUCCUAUAUAUCCUUCUCUAACCCUAGAACUUCUUUAUUUAUUUUUUACCAUUCUCACCCCUUUCUUUUCUCCUUUCCUACGAAAAUCCGUAUAUUUUCUUACUUUCCCACCUAAUCUAUUUACUCUCCUCUUUUCUCUUCUGCUCUCUCUUCUUCUUCUUCUUUUUUCCUUUCUUCUCUUUCGAGGGUUGUUCUCUUUCUUCUGUACGGCCAUAUCGAGAAGUGAUUUGGGAUCUUUCCAGUAUAAAUCUCAUGUUUUGAUUUUCGUUCCUAUAGAAUUAGUGGUCUUUCUGGGGCAUACUUCUGGUGAAAUUAGGUGAAAACAGCUUUAUCUCCAUGGAAGAGUUUUCUGGCACUCGGUUUGAUGGUGUGAACAAUGCUGUGAGGAAGAAGAGGAGCCAAACUUCUCGUCGGCCUCGUCCUGAUUCACAGUCUCUUGCUGAAAGUCAAGAUCACUCGCCCUUGUCAUCAACACCACCUUCAGAUGAUGUGAGCAAGGUCUCUAGUGAUGAGAAUGCCAGUGCUGAUACUAAUUCAAAGCGGAAAGAAUUCAAUGUUAAUCAAUAUGUUUCUAAGAUUCCUCCUGCUGUUAGUAUGGAAGUUGAUAAAACCCAUAAAAGAAAGAAAGAAGAUGGAGGAUUUAAUGCGUCUUACAACAAUGAGCUUGGGCGAGGUGGGUCAAACAGUAAGCGUUCUAGUGAGGGUGUACUUGCCCCUGCUAAUUGGAAAAGCAAAAGCAAGGGGAAUGAGUGGUCGGAAUUAGAAUCAAGGAAUUUAAAUAUAUAUGGUGGAAGGAAUGGUGAGAUUCAUGGUUCAGUGCAAGGAGCUGUUAUUGAUGGUAAUGAAAGCAAGGUUAAAAAAGUUAAGUUCAAGGUUGGCGGCGUUACACGUACAACUCAUGCCAACUCUACAGCUAAUGGAUUGCCAGGGAGUGUGUCUUCUACGAGGAAGAACAACCUACAGGGAAGUACUGAUGAUGGGCACUCUUCUCCAGAUAAAAGGAGUGGUUUGCAAGGAGUCCCCUGGAAAGAUUUCUCCAAAGGUGGAUUUAGUUUUGGUAAGGAGGAUUCUUUGAUGGGAAAGAUUUCUGGAAAGAAUAUCUCUGGUAAACAAGGAGACGAGGCUGGUGCGGUUCGUAAAAGCAAACGGGUCCCUAAGAGGCGUGUACUGGAUGGGGAAUUCGGUGAAGAUGACGAGGAUGAUGAGAUACGCUACUUGGAGAAACUUAAAACUUCAAAGAUUAGCCCAGCAUAUAAGGAAGUAGAUGAUGAAUCAGGUAAGAAACAGAAAAAACUCUCUAGGGUUUCCAACCUAGACAAUCUGGGCACAUCAAGGUCUAGUAAAGAUGAGAAAAGGAAGCACAGGUCAGAUAGGGUAUCUGAGGAUACAGACUAUGAGGAAGAAGAUGAACUGGUGUCUGAUAGUGAGCUAGAAGGUAAGAAGAAAAAGAAGCAGAAGAAAGAAUCCAUCGAUGCAUUGAUGGAGAAUAAGAGGGAAAUGACUCUCACAACACGUCAACGGGCCCUUCAGUCGAUCAAAGAUGCCUCUUCUGCACCUGUCUCAAGCUUAAUUGAGUUUCCAAAUGGUUUACCACCUGCCCCAUCAAGAAAGCAAAAGGAGAAACUCUCAGAAGUGGAGCAGCAGCUGAAAAAGGCAGAGGCUGCUCAGAGACGAAGGAUGCAAGUUGAAAAGGCUAAUAGGGAAUCUGAGGCUGAGGCUAUUAGAAAAAUACUUGGCCAAGAUUCCAGUAGGAAGAAGCGAGAAGAGAAAAUGAAAAAGCGUCAGGAAGAAUUGGCGCAGGAAAAGGCUGUCAAUGCACAGAUGCUUGCAUCAAACACCAUCAGAUUGGUCAUGGGUCCUACAGGGACAACAGUCACAUUUCCCAGGGAUAUGGGGUUCCCUAGUAUAUUUGACGCCAAGCCCUCUAGUUACCCUCCUCCACGUGAAAACUGCGCGGGUCCAUCUUGUGCUAACCCAUACAAGUAUCGAGAUUCGAAGUCAAAGCUACCGCUUUGUAGUCUGCAGUGCUACAAGGCAAUUCAAGAGCAGCUGCUGGCUGAAACUAGCUGCUAAUGUUGCUGAAAUUCCUGCUCUAACCUCCGUGCAUAUGGUAAAUUCUGCUGUUAUACAGCAUGUACUAAGAGAUUAGUAUAAUGGCAUAAUUUUCAACUUAGCAUAUUGAGAAUUUGAGAUUGAACUGAGUAUGUAUUCAUUGCCCCUUAUACAGCUCAAUUAAAUGACAUACAGAAGUUUUGCCCCUUAAAUUAGCGAAAUCUUAUUACUAGUAAGUUGGAAGAGAGCAUGGCUCAUAUUGUUUUUCCUAUGUUAAUAGGGCAAACAUGUAUGUAUAUAUUCUGAGAUCCUGCAUUGGCAAUUGGCAUUCCCACUACAUAAGCUGGAAGAGAGAGGGAUAAUGGUUGAGGAUUUUCAACUUAUUUAAUCGCCACUGAUUGGAGUUGCUCGUGUAUGUGAGCGCUUGUGUCUCUGAAUAUUUUCAUGGCAAUUCUCUAAA
Molecule: messenger RNA, 2787 nt
Organism: Durio zibethinus
Lineage: Eukaryota; Viridiplantae; Streptophyta; Magnoliopsida; Malvales; Malvaceae
Biological process (GO): chromatin remodeling
Cellular component (GO): Ino80 complex
Source: RefSeq, a predicted model, not a curated record